AUGAAUGAUCUUGAAUAUCAUUCCGAUGGAGGUUUUAGUAGUAGGCCUUUCAAAGCCUCUAUUAGAUCAGUUAAAAAAAGAGCAGAUAUACAAACAUCUAUGCGUGAGUUAGCAGAAGACCCAUGCAAACCAGCUGGUACAGUUUGGGCUUGUUGUUUUGCUAAUGAGAUAGACUUUUCAUCCAUAUUACAGGCAUGGAAGCAAGGAAAUCUAUCUAAUUUACAAAUUAGGAUUGAAACAACUUUUAGUGAAGUUAUAUGUUUAAAGUGGUUACAAUCCCUUCGUAUUUGCUAUAUCUUUCGUUUUGGAUGUGUUGUUGGUUGGGAUCUUACAAGAGCUGAGAGAGUAGCCAUAAUCAAUAUUUUGAAAUCAUUCAUUAAACAACCAUUACCUACCCAAUCAGAAGAAUACCAAGAUGACGAUAUGACAUAUGUAUGGGCGGAUUCACGAAUUAUUAGACACGAUAAUAUUCAUUUGGUUUCUGAUAAUAUAUUAGAGAGAUUGGCAUAUAGCUAUGCUAUGAGUCAAAGUGUUAAACUUUCUGUGUUUGAAAAUGUUGUUGAUGGAACAAUUGAAAGUACACGUUCUUUACCAGAAAGUCUUGCGAAAAGUGGAACGAUUAAACAUAACCGUGAAGAUAUAAGCAAGAGAAUUGGUGAAUUAUUUAUAAAUCGUUUCUAUAUUAAUUUACAAACUGACAUACUUGAUACACCUGAUAUAUUUUGGGAUUUACAAGAAUAUGAAACUUACUACUUAUGUUGUAGGAAUUAUCUUGAAAUUCCAAAAAGAGUUGAAAUUUUAAACCAAAGACUUGAUAUUAUAAAAGAUUUGUAUGAUAUGCUAAACAAUGAAUUAUCACUGCAACAUGGAUAUAAGCUGGAAUGGAUAGUUAUAUAUUUAAUAUGUGCAGAAAUUGUAAUAGAAGUUGUAUGGAACAUCGUAAUUAGAGAUAUAUUUCAUCUUGUUUAG
This is a messenger RNA of Cryptosporidium muris RN66, 969 nucleotides long. RefSeq lists its product as uncharacterized. The record is from RefSeq and is a predicted model, not a curated record. Lineage: Eukaryota; Apicomplexa; Conoidasida; Eucoccidiorida; Cryptosporidiidae. The transcript has a single exon. Bases 1 to 969 code for a protein of 322 amino acids.